This is a messenger RNA of Xylaria bambusicola, 1009 nucleotides long. RefSeq names its product serine hydrolase FSH. Gene Ontology annotation, cellular component: cytoplasm; nucleus. The transcript has a single exon. The record is from RefSeq and is a predicted model, not a curated record. The coding region runs from base 279 to 911 and encodes 210 amino acids. NCBI's taxonomy places the organism in Eukaryota, Fungi, Ascomycota, Sordariomycetes, Xylariales, Xylariaceae.
UAGUGGUUCGAGUGGCUGACGCCAGACCGAAGCCGGCCCGACCACUUCGAAUCCUCCUAGAUAACCGGACGGCAAUUUCCACCAUCACCAUGAUUCAUUGCCAACAACCGCGGGAAAGAUAUUCUAACAACCAUUUUCUACGAGUAGCCGAAUACCCUAGUAGUUCAUGUCUACCCGACGGUCAGGUAGACAUGAAUACAAUGAUAUUUCUUAUCGCUAACCGCAGUCUCUGCGCCGAAGUCCGUCGUCAUUGAUGAUGAGCAACUUAGCAAGGCAAAAUGAAAUUCCUCUGUCUACAUGGAUAUCAGCAAUCGGCUGCGAUCAUGCAGUCUGAGACACCAUUCCUCAAACACAUCUUCGAGCAUGCAUUGGGGGAAGAAGUGAGGCUAUACUAUCCCUCAGGUCCAUUCCCCUCUACCCCAACAGCAUCGAAUGAGCCAACAUAUGCGUGGUGGCCAGAGAAUUCGAGUUCAACCGACAUUCACACUUUCCGCUAUCUCUCGGAUAUUCUGGAUGAAGAAGGGCCCUUCGAUGGCAUCAUCGGUUUCUCUCAGGGUGGAAGUGUGGGCUCUUUGAUCGCGGCACUCCUAGAAAGGCCAAAGUUCGCACGCCCCGCGAACUUCACAACGCGCCACGGUCCGCUACAGUUAGUCAUCUCAUAUAGCGGCUAUCAUGAAGACGAUGAGCGAUUGCAAAAAUACUACACUCAGAAAAUCAAAACGCCUAUAUUUCAUUUCAUCAGUUCGACCGACCCUGUGAUGGCAGAGGAGCGAUGCUUCCGUUUAGUCAGGCGAUGCGAAGAUCCCGACGACAAAGUGGUUGUUUACACCGGCUCAGGCUUUCAUCGAGUUCCCACGACUAAGAUUACAUCACAAGCAUUGUCGCGAUUCUUGGUUGAAGUGUUUGGGUAGUGGAGGAGAUGUUCAAGUAGAGGUGUAUGAGACACGCAGUCUCGUGUAAUCUGCCUCGCAGCUAGUUUGACAAUCAAUACAUUGCCUUUUCGAUAUAA